AUGGAACGACCAGCGAAACGCCAGCGCACGGACUCAGAUUUGGAUAUACAGCCAGAUAUACAAUCACUCGACCCUAGUCAGCCGCCACCGUCGCGUACAUCAUCAUCAUCGUCCCGUCCGACCAAGCCAGCCUCGAGCUCAAGCACACAACAACUAGCACCUCUCCCCGCUCCACACCUCCUCAUAUCUCUCCCUUCCCUGCUCAUGCAUCCCCCAACACACCCUUUACACCCCACCUCACUCAUGCUCUCCCUCACAUCCGUCAAGAAACUGCUUUCCGCUUCCCCACAAUCCUCUUCAGCUUCGUUGAAUCCGGACGUGGAGUGUCGUGCGUGGGUAUCGUGGGCCGAGAUUGGGAUGUGUGUGAUCGAUGGGGGGUGGCAUGAAGUGGAGGAGUGUAGGGAGUGGGCCGGGGGCAUCGUUGGUGAGGUUCAGACUGCUAUUAGCCAAGGCUUACUCAUAGCGCAGAAGAACGCUUCGUUGCGACUAUAUAAGCACCACCUAAACCUGCUCCACGCCCGUCUCUCGCUCUGGCAACACAACCACAAAUUCGCACGCACCAUUCUCCGCCGUCUCCUUUCCUCCUUCACUCCUAUAGACCCUCCCUCGCUCAUCUACAUCACCCACCUAACCCUCAUUCAUCACCUCCUCGCCGCUCCCUCCUCCCCAUCUCCUUCAUCCGCACCAUCGUCACCCUCCAACCCUCUACCCCAAGAUAUCCAAGCCGCUCUCGACGUAUCUCAAGAACUCGAAGCUCUGGCGUUGAAGAACGGACACGUCCACGUCGUCCUUCUCGUUCGUGUUCUUAGACUCGGGACGCUCGUUUCAUGUGGUCUAUGGACCGAAGUCGCACGCGCCGUUUCCGAGACCGAAACCGCUCUCGGUCUAUCUUACAUUAUCCCCUCCACCUCUCCUUCCGCCUCCGAUCCCCCUCCCACCCAUGGGACACCCAAUGCAGGUAGCAAGCGAAAACGCGCCCCAGAUUCGACUCAAGAAUUCGUAGACUACGAAAACCCAUUCGAGACGACGAUGGCGAUCCACACCCUCGUCUGGAGCAUCACUUGGUUCCUCCACGUCGGCGACGCGGCCAACGUGUCCCCGCGGGUUUCCCAUUUACAUAGUUUUUUGGAUUCGGGGGCGUUGGAGAGAGGGGGGAGGGAGGGGAGGGUCGAGAUCGCCCUCCCCCCUGGCCCACCCCUCCUCAUCCAAACAACCCACCCCCGCCUCUUCUUCUUUCUCUCUUUCCUGCUCUCGGCGGUCUCGAAGCGCGACGUCGUGGGACGGAAACCGAAGAGGAGGGUGUUUGCGAGUGAGGGGUUGAGGUUGCUUGAGUUGGAUGAACGGAGGGGUAGGGCUGGGGGAGAAGGAGGAGAGAGUGGGGCACCGGAUAUGUUGCUCCCGCCGUGGGCGUCAUACGGCGAAUUACACGAGGUAGAACAGAGAUUGGCGAGGGUGAAGGCGGAUCUGAUCUCGGAGUUGGUCGCUGUCGCAAUCAUGCGUUCCGAGUUCGACGUCGCUCAGCAGCACCUCACAUCCCUCCUCACCCACACCCUCAACUUCUCCCUUUUCCCCUCCUACGCAGCCCGCAUAACGCUCCAUCAUGCCCAUCUCUAUCAUGGGCUGUUACAGUGGAAGGAGGCGGUGAGGUGUUAUAAAGUUGCGGGGUGGGUCGCUAGGAGGGGUGGGGCGAGCGUUGGUAGUGCGAUGGAGGGAGACGCGGGCAAGGAGAAAGAGAAGGGCAAAACCAAGGCCAAGCUAACUUCGAAGCAGAAGGAUGAGCCCGAGCAUGUGAUGACGGAGGGAGAAAGAUUCGUUUAUGCGUCUGCGAGCGCGGGGGAAGUCUUAUUGAGGAUCGGGAUCCGAGCGAAAGCGAUAGCUAGAGCGCGUGCUCGACAACGCGAGAGGGAUCGGAAAGGUAAGGGGCGGGCACGGGGGAGAAGCGAGAUGACGGAGUCCGAGUUCGAGUCGGAGAUGGGAUAUAGCGAGAGCAGCGAUUAUCCGCCCUCAUCCCAUUUCGACGAAUCCGAAUCCGAAGACGAGUUGGAAGGAGAAGGCGAUGGAGGCAGAGGGCAGGAGGUCGACGACCUCGCGGCCGAGAUAUCCGACGAAGAGCUGGCAGAGAUGGGCAAGGAGGCGGCGGAGGCGUGUAGAGGGCUGGGCGGGACGCUGGAGGCUGUGGGACAUUUGGUGCUUGCGUGUUUGUGUGGGACGAGGGAGAUUAUUGGGGCGAAAGCUCACCUCAAAGCCGCCCUUUCCCUCGCCACCAAAGCACAAGACAACCACCUCCGCGCGCUCAUCCUCGCCCUCGUAUCGGCGCAUUAUCUGCAUACGGCAAGCGAGCACGCGCAGGUCAUGUUGAGGACUUGUGAGCAGCUCGCGGCGGGGUUGGGCGCGGUCGCGAAGGCUACGGCGAAGGGGGCGGGGAAGCCGGUUUCGAAGGGGAAGCCAGUGUCGCAAGGGAAGCCGGUCAGCGGCACAGGGAGGGCGGAGGGACAGGGUGCGAAUGCGAGCGGAGGUGCGGCGUCUGGCGGCUCGAGUGCGGGCGUGAAUGUGGGAGUGGGGCAUGCGCCAUUACGACUCUGGGUUGGUGAGAGGUUCGUGGAGUUGUUUAGGAGGGAGGGAGACGAAGAGAGAGCGAGGAAGAGGGAGGGGGUAAAUGCGGAGUUGGGGAGGGUUGUGGAAGGGAUUGAGCGGUGGGGGAGGGAGGUAGUUGAUGGGGCUUCGAACAGAUCAUGACGGUUGGUGGUAGUGGUGAUGCGUGAUUUUCUUUUGCUGUGUUUACUGAUUUGUUUUUCUUCUUGUUGUGAUCAUUGCCGUGUUC
Messenger RNA from Stereum hirsutum FP-91666 SS1, 2821 nucleotides. RefSeq lists its product as uncharacterized. Lineage: Eukaryota; Fungi; Basidiomycota; Agaricomycetes; Russulales; Stereaceae. The record is from RefSeq and is a predicted model, not a curated record. Bases 1 to 2736 code for a protein of 911 amino acids. The transcript is spliced from 10 exons.